AUGACAAUUUAUUUCAAGGAAGAACCUAUCGCCAAGGAUCAGUUGGAACCGGAAAUGAGGAAAUCGAAAACAACCACAGAGGAAACACUUGGGUCACAGGAGACAAAUGAAGCUAAUGCAGCCAGUUCUAACGUGAGUGAUUUAACUGAGGAACAAACAAAUAUCAACAAUAUUGGGGAGGCGACUGGGGCUUGUAUUUUGACCACUUACGAUAAAGAGUUGACUGCAAUAAAAGAGAACAACAAUGAUACACUUGAUGAACCUGUCACUGAAUAUAAGAAAAAGAAAAGAAAGAAAAGAAAGAAAAAGAAAACGAACAAGGAAAAAGAGUCGGACUUACAGGGAGAAUUUGAAGCUACAACUAUGACACCUGUCGAGGGAGAGUUAACGGAAGAACUGAUGGACAAUAAUCAUGCAAUUGAGAUAACUGAAGCUAGUGCUGUCACUUCUUAUGAGAUAGAGUUAACUGAGGAACAGACUGACAAAAAUGAUACUAGAGAGGAGACUGACUGUAGUGCUGGGGUUGCCCAGGCUACACAACUGACUAAGGAACAGGAGGGGAAAACUAAGAUGACCUACGCUGACUGCUUGAAAUCAGAGAAAGCAGAACGUAAAAUAUCAAAACAUAAGAGAAGAAGCAUGGAAAGAUCUGAACAAUCCGAUGUAGAAACCAUUUCAUUCAAAUUCGAUGAAGAGGAGGAAGACGUUCAUGAUAGUGAUCUGGAAUUGACCAAUGAAAAUGGUAUUUAUAAUGAGGAUGAUACUGAAACAUGGUUUGAAAAAAGUUGUAAUAGGUAUGACUCUCAAUGCGAAGUUUCCAAAAUAUCUGAAGAUCAUCUUCUAGAAACAAAUGUCCUGACGGGAGUCGAAUUGACCGAUGCUUACAUGGAGAAAUUUACGACAAAGGUUAAGUCGUUAGAACGAGAAGAUUUCUACACUGUAAAGCUUACAAACGAUUUGCUCGAAUUAUGUAAAACCAAUCCCAGCCUAUACGUACAUUGCCAACUUGAAAUACAGUCGUCACAUAACGCCGUGGCAAUACCGCUGAACCCAGUACAAGAACUUGGAAGAAUAGACAUUCUUGGUAGAUCCAAAUGCGGACAGGCAUUUACAGAGGAUGAGGUUGCGGUUGAAAUACUUCAGAAGAAGAUGUGUAAAAACACAUCGGUCUUGAAAAAGGAAUUGAAAGACGCAGAUGCAUACGGAAAAGUCGUAGGUAUUAUUAAAAGAGUACGGCAUAGAAAUAUCGCACAUCCCGUUUUUAUUGCAACUCAAGAUCCGCAUGCUGGUCACUUAAUGCUACCGGUGUGCAAGACGAUACCAAAAAUCAGCGUGCUAACUGAAAAUAUAAAGCUAUAUUACCCAAAACAAAAGAUGAACAAAGUGGAAGUUUAUGAAUAUAUUCAAUCAAAAGGGGUUCUCCGUUAUAAAAAAAUACUACACAUAAGACCAGAAGAAAGGGAUCAAUACAGGUUUCUUAUAUGUUACCUAUACUGGGGAGUGAAAUAUGUAUAUCCACGCGGGGCAGUUAUUGGUGUAUUGCGAACAAAGGCAUCUGAUAUCGGAACUGGAUUGAAAGUCAUUGGUAUUCAAAACCAAGUACCCACAUUUUACAAUGAAUCUACCGUCAGAGGAGUGCAACACAUAAUUGCAGAACCUAGUGAAUCUUCAAAUGGUUCCCGGUUAGACCUCACAAAAAUACUUUCUUUUACUAUAGAUCCACCAAAUGCAAGGGACUUGGAUGAUGCGCUGAGUGUCGAGGUCAUUGCAAGAGAUACUUACCAGGUUGGUGUUCACAUUGCUGAUGUGACUUCAAAAAUACCUCUUGAAAGCGACAUUGAUAAAGAAGCCAGAAUAAGAUGUUCGACAUACUACUCGAUUUCAGGGGCAAGAGCUUUACAUAUGCUGCCUGAACCGCUGAGUCAAGAUAUCCUCAGUCUUCUUCCGCAUCAGAAACGCGCUGCAAUAUCAGUAUUCUUUACUGUGAAAGAAAAUGGGAGCAUAGAAGGAACUCCAGGAAUUCGACGUACCUACAUACAAUCAAAAAAACGUCUUACAUACAAAGAAGCUCAAACUAUGAUUGAUACAGCGGUUUCGUCUCAUGAUCGUCUUCAUGAAAACAUCAAAUGUUUAAACAAGUUAGCAAAGAACAGGCGCCGUGAUCGCUUGAAAGGAUCAUUGCAUGCCUUCCCUGUUGAAUUCGAUUAUUCAGUUGAUACAAAAGAUAUUUUGCAGAAUAUCGACGCCCACAAUCUAGUGGAAGAAUUCAUGAUUAUGGCAAACCAUGCUGUUGGUCAAUACCUUAUGGAGGAAUGUAACGGCAUUGUUCCUUUAAGAUGUCAAAACAAACCUGAAAAUGACUCCCUUUGUUCAUGGUUGAACAAAAACACUCACCUAGCAGAUAUAAUUAUUGCACUACAAGAUAAGGAAUUAAAUACCAAUUUGACAUCGAGAACACUGAACGUUGCAAAUGUUCCCAAAUCCAGGUGGACUCGUUUGUUGCCUGUUCAAACUUGGGUUUGGAAAGCUAUUGUCAAUGCUGCUGAGGAAAAUAAUGUUCAACGGGUGGAACAGCUCAUCGGAUGUGAUGACCUGCACCCUCAACAAAGUUUUGCCCUUCAGGAAUGGAUGUCAUUCCAGGAGACCGCAAGGUACACAUGCACAGGAUCCAAUGGAUUAUCAGAGACAGAUUCAAAUCAUUUUUCUCUUGAUCUUCACAAUUAUGUUCACUUCACUUCCCCUAUCCGGAGGUAUGUCGAUAUGGUAAUUCAUAGACUUCUGCAUGCAGCUAUCGACAGACAUGAGCAAUUACCUUAUACAAGACAAGAAAUAGAUGAAAUAUGUAGCGAUAUGAAUCAGGCAUGCGAAAGGGCAAAGUUGUACCAGAAGCAAUGUAACAUGUUUUUGCAGUCAACAAAGCUGAAGAGCCAUCCACAGAAGUUAAUUGGAUUUGUAGAGGACAUGUCAGAUGAAGGAGUGACCUUGCAUUUUCCCGGACUAAAACACGUCCAGAUGCAAAGAAGAAUGUUAAAAUUCAAUAUUUUAGGCGUUUCGUCUCAACCGCAAAUCAAAGAGGAUUUAGAUCUCGUUUCGCCAAACACACGCGAGGAACGUGUGGUAACAUCGGUCAUAUGGAAAAAACGAAUUUAUCUGCACAAAGGCAUUAAAAAAGAGCCACAGAAUACAACAAACAAAGAUGCAGAUGACAUACAAAACGUUGACCCUCAUCAACGCACGACAUUUCUCAAAUAUACAGUCUGGAUAGAUAUACUGACUGCAAUCUUGGAGAAAAAGCACAGCAAACUGAUCAAACUUAUCACGGACACCGAAAAAGAUGCAAAAUUCGGAGCAUCACACAAUUAUGUAAAAUCAAGUCUAGGUGCUGCACAGGACGUCAGCUGCGAGAACGUAAGUAGUGUGUUUGUCAACCCAAUCUGCAAAUUCAAACUUCCAUUCCACCUUAAUCAGACAGUUUCGGUACAGAUGACAGCUGAGUAUGACAAAGGAACACUGGUGCCGUAUAUACAGGUAUUCGAUAUGACACAGAACGUUUCGUUUUGCUUACAACAUGUCGAUAACCCUGUCAAAUUUCUUGCCAAAUAUUCAAGUGUGCCAUCAGUGUCCGAGUACAAAAGCCUAAAACACUACAUAAGUACUUGGUUGCCUAUAAUUCAGAUGGAGGCAGCUACAAAUGCAGUGAGAAAUGAAGAAUCCGCCUCUGUUAUUGGAGUACCAAUACAGUUUCUCGGGCGAAAUGGCCAUUUCUAUCUCAAUAUACAUUUCUGCAGGUUGAGGGAAAUAGAGUUUGGAAACACGGCAUUGGAAAUUUUUAAAGACAACACUGAGGAAAAACCAGAUGUGAAAAAUACAGAGGAGUUAAAGGAAAUAAUAUGUUCAAAUUACUUGUGCAUUCGCUGUCCCGUUAGAAGGAAUACACCAAAAGAUCACAAGAGAUCCGCUCAGGGUAGGAUCGUUGACGAGAAAAAGAUGUGGAUAUGCCAUGGUGUAUUUACACACAUGAGAAAAACAAAAGUAAAAGAAAAUGGACACUGCUUUGAAGUUCAUUUUAAGCUCAACGAUGACAGUGCACCUGCUCCAAUAAAAGCUGUAGAAACAUUGGACAAGUGUAGCCUAGAGAUACUGAGUAAAUCGAAAGUUGACAGGCGGACGGAGAAUAUGAUGAAGCUACUACCUGACGCAACCUGCUUAGCUCAAUCUAUUGCCCUUGCAAACCCGAUUCCGAAGUUAGAUAAUUUCCAUUACGAAAUUGCGGACGAAAUUCCGAGAGAUAUUGAAAUAUCUUCGCUACCGAAGAACAACCAACAGCAACACAAAGCCAUAGAAAAUGCUCUUACAUCUCGUUUCAGUCUAAUCCAAGGCCCACCAGGUACAGGGAAAACAUUCACAGGGAUAAAGCUCAUCUACCUUUUCAGCCUUUUUAACCAAAAGUACUUCGAGAAGACGCAUGAAAGACGACAGGUAGUGUUUUCUGGACCAUCUAACAAAUCUGUUGAUCUCGUGGCAAGACAAGUGCUUCAAAGGCUGUCUCACCUCGCUCCAAGGAUUAUUCGAAUGUAUGGGCAGGCAUACGAGUUCCUUGAUUUUCCAAUUCCAGGAAAAAUCACUUGUUCUCGCCGUUCAAUUCGUGAUUCCAAACCUGACGAAGAUCUCAAAGAAAAGGGGGCAGUGCUCCACCAUGUCAUACGUGAGUGCGGAAAACCUUAUGCCGAAAGCUUAAAGUCGUUUGAUAAAAAAUUCGAAAAUAAAUCAUACACAGCAUCGAUCGAAGAAAUUGACAAAUAUCAGGAAAUUCUUAGCAAGGCAACACAGGAAGAAUUAAUGAACUACGAUGUGAUCCUGUGUACCGCUUCUAUGGCUGGAAAUCCCAAGUUAUUGAAGGCUACAAAAGGAAAGGUUUAUCAAUGUAUCAUUGACGAAUGUGGCAUGUGUACAGAACCUGAGUGUAUGGUACCACCAAUAGCGACACGAGCAGAACAAGUGGUUCUCAUAGGGGACCACAAACAACUACAGCCAAUAAUUCUGUGUAGGGAAGCAGGGGAAAUGGGGCUUGAGACGUCAUUGUUUGAACGGUAUGCAAAUCUAAAAAAGAAAAGUGAAAGGCUGAAUAUGAAAUAUACUAUGCUCACAUGGCAGUAUAGAAUGAACCCAAAGAUAUGUGAAUUUCCGUCAGAGAAAUUCUAUGGUGGAAAAUUAAAAACAGCAAAUUCUAGCUAUUGGAAGGUGGAUAAACCUUUGCGGAUCUGGAACAACCCAAGCAGUAACGAACACAUACCUCUUGCGUUUUGUCAUAUUGAGGGAACAGAGGAGACUCUGACUGUGUCUACUGAAGAAGGCAACGAACAGUCAAGAAAAAACAAGAAAGAAGCUGAGCACGUUGCUCGAGUCUUCAAACAUUUGAUAGACAUCGAAAAAGUCAAGGUUAGCAAUAUCCAGAUCAUGACCCAGUACAAUGCCCAGCGCCAUGCCAUACAGGAGAUAUUGAGGGAGAAGGAAAAGCUUAUCAACAUUAAGGUCAACACAGUUGUGAAGAGUCAAGGGAGUGAGUGGGACUACGUGAUAUUCAGCACGGUUCGUUCCUUGCCGAGAUAUCUGAUAGAGAAUAAUCCCACCAUAGGCUGGUGCAUUCAAAAUUUGGGCUUCAUCACAGAUCAGCACCAGGUCAACGUGGCGCUUACCCGAGCACGUCGAGGACUCAUCAUCGUUGGAAACAAGCACCUGCUGCGAUGUGAUGAGGUCUGGCGCGACCUAAUCACAAAGUAUGAAGCAAAGGAUUUGGUGUACUCACAUCAUGAGUUUCCACCGGAGAGUCACCGCCGACAGGACAGACAGCAACGUCCACCGAGAUUUCGACGUAAUUGA
Messenger RNA from Ylistrum balloti, 5880 nucleotides. RefSeq names its product helicase with zinc finger domain 2-like. Gene Ontology annotation, molecular function: 5'-3' DNA helicase activity; RNA binding; RNA nuclease activity. The record is from RefSeq and is a predicted model, not a curated record. The transcript is spliced from 17 exons. The coding region runs from base 1 to 5880 and encodes 1959 amino acids. Lineage: Eukaryota; Metazoa; Mollusca; Bivalvia; Pectinida; Pectinidae.